AAGAUAAGUGCAUUUCAAUUACAGUCUUUCAACGACAACAUUCGAUUUGCAUUGGAACACUUCGAAUUUUAAAUUAGUCCUCGAGAAAUUGUUUCCAGUUUGAAACCAUGAAAGUUUUCAUCAUUUUAUUUGCUUUAAUUGCUGUUGCUUCGGCAGGAUUUAUAAAUUCAGGAUGGUCUAGUGGUGGUUAUGGUGGAGGCUAUGGUGGUGGCUAUAGCGGUGGUUAUGGUGGUGGCUAUCACGGUGGCUAUGGAGGAGGUUAUGGUGGAGGCUAUGGUGGUGGUGUCAAAGUUAUUAAAGUUAUUCGCCUAGGUGGUGGUCAUGGUGGUGGCUGGAACUAUGGUGGUUAUGGCGGCUAUGGAGGUGGCAGUGGUUGGUGGUAAUGAUAUUGCCGAAUGGAACAAUUGUGAAAAGUAUUUAAUAUAUCCUGAAGUGCGUACCCUGUGUUAAAUGUUGUAAAUUAUGUUUUGUAAAGUUGUAUAUUGUUUUUUUUUAUUUUUUUGGUGAUAAUUAAGACGAAUAAAAUUUUGUUUAUCUAAAUGUUAAA
Messenger RNA from Lucilia cuprina (Australian sheep blowfly), 547 nucleotides. RefSeq names its product glycine-rich cell wall structural protein 1.8-like. NCBI's taxonomy places the organism in Eukaryota, Metazoa, Arthropoda, Insecta, Diptera, Calliphoridae. The record is from RefSeq and is a predicted model, not a curated record. The transcript has a single exon. Bases 108 to 383 code for a protein of 91 amino acids.